AUGUCAGGAAAGGUUAUUAUCUCUGCGGUCUCUCUGAUCCUUGUGGUGGGUGUAGCCCUCGGCGUGGUGGUUGCCGUGAACAAGAAGAGCGAAGACCCAGAAAUCCAGUCUCAACAAAAAUCCGUCAGAGUUAUAUGCCAAGACACCGAAGAUCAAAAACUCUGCCAUGACACUCUUAGCUCAGUCAAGGGCGUGAAUGCCACUGAUCCAAAGGCUUACAUAGCCGCUGCCGUAAAAGCAACCACUGACAGUGUCAUCAAAGCCUUUAACAUGAGCGACAGGCUCACAACGGAGUAUGGAAAAGAUGACAGCACGAAGAUGGCCCUCGAUGAUUGCAAGGAUUUGUUGCAAUCUGCAAUAGAAAGUCUUCAACUCAGCACUGAUUUGGUUCACAACAACGACGUGCAAAACAUUCAUCUUCAAUCUGCUGAUUUCAGAAACUGGCUCAGUGCUGUUAUCUCGUACCAACAAGCGUGCAUGGAUGGUUUUGACCGUGGAACUGAUGGUGAGAAGAAGAUCAAGGAGCAGUUGAACGAGCAGGGUUUGGACCACGUGCAGAAAAUCACUGCCAUCACGCUUGAUAUUGUGACUGAUUUGUCCAAGAUCCUUGAACAAUUCGGGUUGAAGUUGGAUCUUAAACCCGCUUCCCGUCGCCUUCUUGGGUCUGAGGCUGAUGAGGAAGGAUACCCUACUUGGUUCCCUGCUGCUGAUCGUAAGCUUUUGGCUCAGCUUCAAGGUAAGGGAUGGAGAUCACGAGUGAAGCCCAAUGUUGUUGUUGCCAAGGACGGAAGUGGUCAAUUCAAAACCAUUGCAGAAGCUAUAGCUUCAUACCCUAAGGGUUUCUCUGGUCCUAGAUACGUUAUCUAUGUUAAGGCUGGUGUGUAUGAUGAGUACAUCACCGUUCCCAAGCAAGCAGUGAACGUUCUCAUGUACGGUGAUGGCCCUCUAAAGACCAUUGUCACUGGUCACAAGAGCUUUGCUGGCGGCAUCACGACCAUGCAAACUGCCACCUUCGCCAACACUGCAACAGGAUUCAUCGCAAAGGCAAUGACAUUUGAGAACACAGCUGGACCUGAUGGUCACCAAGCAGUGGCACUUAGGAACCAAGGAGACGCGUCUGCUUUCGUGGGUUGCCACAUAUUGGGUUACCAAGACACCUUGUACGCUCAAGCCAACAGGCAAUUCUACCGCAACUGCGUCAUCUCUGGCACCAUUGACUUCAUCUUUGGCACAUCCCCAGUAAUAAUCCAACACUCUGUGAUCAUUGUGAGGAAGCCAAACGACAACCAAUUCAACACAGUGACCGCAGACGGCACAAAGACGAAGAAAAUGAACACUGGCAUCGUGAUCCAAGACUGCCAGAUCGUCCCAGAAGCAGCACUUUUCCCUGUGAGGUUUCAGAUUAAAUCCUACUUGGGAAGGCCAUGGAAGGAGCUCUCAACGACCGUUGUCAUGGAAUCCACUAUCGGAGACUUCAUUCAUCCAGAUGGGUGGUUCCCUUGGGCCGGUAAUGCUUUCCUUGACACCUUGUACUAUGCUGAGUACAACAACGAUGGUCCUGGUGCCAAUGUUAGCGGAAGGGUCAAGUGGAAGGGUUACCGUGGUCUCAUCAGCCGUGCCGAAGCUGAACAAUUCACUGCUGGCAAGUUCCUCCAGGCUGGACCUGGUUCUGGAGUUGAUUGGAUCAAGAGUCUUCAUGUUCCUCACGCCCUUGGCUUCGUCAAAGCUUAA
This is a messenger RNA of Abrus precatorius (Indian licorice), 1731 nucleotides long. Its product is annotated as pectinesterase-like. The coding region runs from base 1 to 1731 and encodes 576 amino acids. The transcript has 2 exons. Lineage: Eukaryota; Viridiplantae; Streptophyta; Magnoliopsida; Fabales; Fabaceae. Gene Ontology annotation, molecular function: pectinesterase inhibitor activity; pectinesterase activity. The record is from RefSeq and is a predicted model, not a curated record. Gene Ontology annotation, biological process: cell wall modification.